This is a messenger RNA of Trypanosoma cruzi, 684 nucleotides long. RefSeq names its product protein kinase, putative. Gene Ontology annotation, biological process: protein phosphorylation. The record is from RefSeq and is a predicted model, not a curated record. The transcript has a single exon. The annotation marks the transcript as partial. Gene Ontology annotation, molecular function: ATP binding; protein kinase activity. NCBI's taxonomy places the organism in Eukaryota, Euglenozoa, Kinetoplastea, Trypanosomatida, Trypanosomatidae.
AUGGAGAGGCUGCGUGAGCGGUGCAUACUGGGGCGAGAGGUGGUGAUCUCCAAGCUGCUUGGAGCUGGGGCGAACGGCCGCGUGUACCUUGCCGCUCCUGUGAGCCAGUCGGAUGAGUCGAAUCAGUUCUCGUACCCGCCUCACUUUGUGGUGAAGGUGAUGCAGAAGGACCUGUUUCCCGCAGGCCAUCUGGAGACGAUCCUGAAGGAAAUCAAUGCCGUGCGCGUGCUGAAGCACCCGUUUAUUGUGAGUUAUGUGGGCGCGUGGGUGGAGGCUGGCGGCGGGGAACACGACGGGAGUGUGUGCCUGGCCAUGAAGUACUGCGACGGCGGCGAUCUCCACGACCUGAUUCUCGAGUACAAGAAGAGGGACGAGUACGUUCCGAACGACCUGGUGAUGAUGGUGAUGCUGCAGAUCUUCUCGGCGCUGAAUCACGGCCACGCGCACCACAUCAUUCACCGCGACAUCAAGCCGGCGAACCUUUUCCUUGUGCGCGGCGAGAGCGGCUGUGGGGGCGUGGCGAGGGCUCUUGUGGGCGACUACGGGCUGGCGCGCCCGGUGGAACGCACGGUGGAGCUGGCCAAGACGCGCGUUGGCACGCCGUGCUACUGUUCACCGGAGAUUGUGGCUGGGGAGGCGUACACCACCAAGACGGACAUUUUCUCCGCUGGCGUGACGUUUUUU